This is a messenger RNA of Mirounga angustirostris (Northern elephant seal), 2717 nucleotides long. It is a transcript of the gene CTDSP1, whose product is annotated as CTD small phosphatase 1. The record is from RefSeq and is a predicted model, not a curated record. Bases 334 to 1119 code for a protein of 261 amino acids. Lineage: Eukaryota; Metazoa; Chordata; Mammalia; Carnivora; Phocidae. The transcript has 7 exons. Gene Ontology annotation, molecular function: RNA polymerase II CTD heptapeptide repeat phosphatase activity.
CGAGCCGCGCCGGCCCCAGCGGUGAUGAAAGCCGCGGCCGAGUCCAGGUCACGCCGAAGCCGUUGCCCUUUUAAGGGGGAGCCUUGAAACAGAGCCCGGGUUCCAUGUUUGCAUCCGCCUCGCGGGGAGGAAACUCCAUGUUGUAACAAAGUUUCCUCCGCGCCCCCUCCCUCCCCCUCCCCCUUAGAACCUGGCUCCCCUCCCCUCCGAAGCUCGCGGGGAUCCCUCCCUCCCACCCCUCCCCUCCCCCCCGCGCCCCGAUUCCGGCCCGAGCCGGGGGGGAGGCCGGGCGCCCGGGCCAGAGUCCGGCCGGAGCGGAGCGCGCCCGGCCCCAUGGACAGCUCGGCCGUCAUUACUCAGAUCACCAAGGAGGAGGCGCGGGGCCCGCUACGGGGCAAAGGUGACCAGAAGUCAGCAGCUUCUCAGAAGCCCCGGAGCCGGGGCAUUCUCCACUCGCUUUUCUGCUGCGUCUGCCGGGACGAUGGGGAGGCCCUGCCUGCGCACAGUGGGGCACCCCUGUUGGUGGAGGAGAACGGAGCUGUCCCCAAGCAGACCCCAGUCCAGUGCCUGCUCCCAGAAGCCAAGGCCCAGGACGUGGACAAGAUCUGUGUGGUCAUCGACCUGGACGAGACCCUGGUGCACAGCUCCUUCAAGCCAGUGAACAACGCCGACUUCAUCAUCCCUGUGGAGAUUGAUGGGGUGGUCCACCAGGUCUAUGUGCUGAAGAGGCCCCACGUGGAUGAGUUCCUGCAGCGAAUGGGCGAGCUCUUUGAGUGCGUGCUGUUCACCGCCAGCCUUGCCAAGUAUGCAGACCCAGUAGCUGAUCUGCUGGACAAGUGGGGGGCCUUCCGGGCGCGCCUGUUUCGGGAGUCCUGUGUCUUCCACCGGGGGAAUUACGUGAAGGACCUGAGCCGGCUGGGCCGAGACCUGCGGCGGGUGCUCAUCCUAGACAACUCACCCGCCUCCUACGUCUUCCAUCCAGACAACGCCGUACCAGUGGCCUCCUGGUUUGACAACAUGAGCGACACGGAGCUUCACGACCUGCUGCCCUUCUUCGAGCAGCUCAGCCGCGUGGAUGACGUGUACUCAGUGCUCAGGCAGCCUCGGCCCGGCAGCUAGUGAGGCGCCCUGGGGCCAGGAGCUGCCCCUGACCGAGGCCCACACCCCUCACACGUGGACUUUGCCUUAAGAAAACCCAGCGGCCACCGCUCCCACCUCAGCGUCAUGGGGCGGUGGGCCCUCCGCACCUGCCUGGCCAGGCUGUGAACGGGGCAGCCUGGCCUAGGCUGCGCCAAGGGCGAUGAGCCUCCGGGUCCGUGUGUCAGUGCCUUAGAAUCUCCUCCUCCUUCUUGGGGGACCUGUGGGGCCCUGUGUGCCGCUCCCCCUUUCUCUCUCUCUCUGCUGCCAUGUUUCUUUGCUGCCAAAUUGGGCCCCUUGGCCCUUUCUGGUUCUACUUCGGGGAGGGGCAGGGUUCCUGCCGUCCCGUGCCUUGGGCCCCCAGCCUGGGAACAGUGGACACCCAAGUGCCUUGCGUAGAGCCCUUUUCCCUGCCCUGUUUUCCCAGGGCCGUGAUCGGGUCAGCUCUGGCCUGGAACGGUCUCCAGAUGGCUGCAGUCUAGGCUGGAGCGGGAGGAAACAAUCUCCCACCUCCUCCCUUGGGACUGAUAGAGCCCCCCACCAGUCUCUGCCUGGGAGGGCAGGGAGGGCAGAAGAUCUGUUACCACUUGUGAAGGGAGCGGCGUGUGUCCUCUGGGACCCCAGAGUCCAGCUUCUCUAGGCUCAUGAGCAGCCAAAGGCUGCUCCCCACACCAAGCCCUGACCCCUCACAUCUGCCUUGACCACCCCAAGGCCCUGGGGCUUGGCUCCCCCAGCUCCUAGUGUGGGGGUGGAGGCAGGACCCCUUUGUGGUGCCAUAUAAAUAUGUAUAUGUGUAUAUAGAUUUUUAGGGGAAGGGGAGAGGGAAGGUUCGGGGUAGAGAGAGACCCCCUCCUUCACCCCUUUCCUGGACCCAUACGUUGUGGGGAGGGAGGGAAAGGAUUUUUACAUUUUUUAAACUGCUAUUUUCUGAAUGAAACAGGCUGGGCCAAGGGGCCCCAAGCCCUGUCUUCUGUCCCUCACACCCUCUUUGCUCCAGUUACUCAUUCAUUCAUUCAAAACACAUUAGCACCUUCUCUGUGCCCAGCGCUGUGCUAGGCCCACCAGCUGAGUGUCUAGGGGUCUCUGCACCCGAUCCGGGGCCUCCCCCACCCACUCCGUACUUCACCGGUGCCUUUAGGGGAGCUGCAGGAGGUGGGACCCUUCUUGCGGGGCUUGGGGGUCUCCAGGAAGCCUGGCCAAGCUGUCCCCCCGCCCCCCCCCCCCCCGUGCCAACCCACCCCCUGUCGCCCUCUGCCUCACCCCCUGCUGGCUGGGAGCAGCUCUCAAGACAUCCUGCCUUCCAGCUCUGACUUCUUUAUCUGGAACCCCUUCCCCAAAAUGCUGAGAGUCUGGAGGUCAAGGCCUUGGGCUCUCCCCAGGGCUUAACGGUUAAGGGGACCCACAUACCAGUGCCAAGGGGGGAUGUCAAAUGGAGAUACCAUUGCCCCUCCGCCCCCCGAGAACUGGGGGUGGGAGGGAGGAUAAGGUUGGCCUGAAUAGGGUGACCUUCCCAUUUAAGUGCCUUCUCUGACUGAGAGCCCCACAGUAUGCCAAGAACUAAACAGAACGCCAGACCCCCA